AGGGGUCUGCGGGGUGUCUGUUCGCUGGGGGGGGGUCCAGAGUGUCUCUGCUCAUCUCUCUCCUCGUGUCUUUCUCCUUUUAGUUCCCUUUCACCACGUUUUUUUCCUGCCUGUCAUCGCUUGUGAUUAUUUUUUCCACCCCUUACAGCUGAAUGCCAGCUUGCCUUCCGGUUUCGCUGCCGACCACGGACUCCAGAGCCCUUCUCUAUUUCAUAAUUUGUAUUAUUAGCACAUCUGUACCUUGAAUGCUCCGGUCAGAUCAGCUCUUAACUUUAUUUUUUUUAACUGAAAAUGUUGCAGAAUCAGUUACUGGAAAUGAGGACAGACUCCUCUUCGCAGAGACUGAAAGGAUUAGAGCUGCUUUGUUCCCUGAGCUGACACACGAGAAGGGAGAUGACGGAUGGCUGCGUAGAGACUGACUUGAGCACCGGCAAGGGGGAAAACUCUGGAGGAGAGCUGCAACCAUCUCACCCGGAGCCUCGGUCCUCUGGAUAUCUCCGCUCCUCGCAGCGCAGGGGUGAAGCCAUGGAUUUCCCCCAGCACAGCAAGCAAGUCCUGGAACAGCUGAACCAGCAGCGGCAGCUGGGUUUGCUGUGCGACUGCACCUUCGUGGUGGACGGCAUCGACUUCAAGGCCCACAAAGCCGUGCUGGCGGCCUGCAGCGAGUAUUUCAGGAUGCUCUUCGUCGACCAGAAGGACGUGGUGCACCUCGACAUCAGCAACGCGGCAGGCCUGGGCCAGGUUUUGGAGUUCAUGUACACGGCUAAGCUAAGCCUAAACCCCGACAACGUGGAAGACGUGCUGGCCGUGGCGGGUUUCCUCCAAAUGCAGGAGAUCGUUAGCGCUUGCAACGCUCUCAAGUCCCUUGCUGUGCCGGCAGAAAGCCCCGCCAAGAGCCAGCAGCCCCCCGCCGGGAUCGGGGCCGACAAGGCGACUGUCGAGGGCAAGAGGUCGACUGCAGAAGCGCUGGGUGAUCUUGACAAAAUAAAACUGCUUCCUCCCGACCCGGAGGGGAAGGAGGAGACGCCCGUGGCCGCAGCGGCACAGCCCGAGGUGCAGACGGAGCAGCUGGGUGGCCAAGAAGGGGCAGAUGUUGCCAUCCAAGAGGGCCCCAACGCCGAAUUCCCCAUCCACCCGCAGCCGGCGGAGAGCGUGGUCAGCAGCGGCAGCCCCGCGGCGAAGGGCAACAUCCCUCCAGGCGCCGAAACGGGAGAGAUGGAGCUGGAAGGGAAGGAGGAAGAAGGGGGGAUGAUGGCGGAGGACAAAGGGGCAGAUGUUGCCAUCCAAGAGGGCCCCAACGCCGAAUUCCCCAUCCACCCGCAGCCGGCGGAGAGCGUGGUCAGCAGCGGCAGCCCCGCGGCGAAGGGCAACAUCCCUCCAGGCGCCGAAACGGGAGAGAUGGAGCUGGAAGGGAAGGAGGAAGAAGGGGGGAUGAUGGCGGAGGACAAAGAGGAGGCUAAAAUCCCCGAGGAAGAGCAGCCCCGGUUAGAAAACGGAGAAAACACCGAAGAUAACGAAUCGGGAAGCACCGACUCCGGGCAGGAGAACUUGGGUGAAACCCGUCUGCUGCGUUCGGGUACUUACAGCGACAGGACCGAGUCGAAAGCCUACGGCUCCGUCACGCACAAGUGCGAGGACUGCGGGAAGGAGUUCACCCACACCGGUAACUUCAAGCGGCACAUCCGUAUCCACACCGGCGAGAAACCCUUCUCCUGCAGGGAGUGUAACAAAGCCUUCUCCGACCCGGCUGCCUGCAAAGCCCACGAGAAGACGCACAGCCCGUUGAAGCCCUACGGCUGCGAGGAGUGCGGGAAGAGCUACCGCCUCAUCAGCCUGCUGAACCUCCACAAGAAACGGCACACGGGGGAGGCCAAAUACCGCUGCGACGACUGCGGCAAGCUCUUCACCACCUCCGGCAACCUCAAACGGCACCAGCUGGUCCACAGCGGGGAGAAACCGUACCAGUGCGACUACUGCGGGCGCUCCUUCUCCGACCCCACCUCUAAAAUGCGGCACCUGGAGACCCACGACACCAACAAGGAGCACAAGUGUCCCCACUGCGACAAAAAAUUCAACCAGGUGGGGAACUUGAAGGCUCACUUGAAGAUUCACAUCGCGGACGGGCCCCUGAAGUGUCGGGAGUGCGGCAAACAGUUCACCACUUCAGGCAACCUGAAACGGCACCUCCGGAUCCACAGCGGGGAGAAACCCUACGUCUGCGUCCACUGCCAGCGCCAGUUCGCCGACCCCGGGGCGCUGCAGCGACACGUCCGCAUCCACACCGGAGAGAAGCCGUGCCAGUGCUUGAUCUGCGGGAAAGCCUUCACCCAAGCGAGCUCCCUCAUCGCCCACGUGCGCCAGCACACGGGGGAGAAGCCCUACGUCUGCGAACGCUGCGGCAAGAGAAAGCCGUGCCUGUGCGACAAGUGCGGCCGGGGCUUCAACCGGGUGGACAACCUGCGUUCCCACGUGAAGACGGUGCACCAAGGCAAGGCGGGCAUCAAAAUCCUCGAGCCGGAGGAAGGCGACGAGGAAGGCGACGAGGUCAACAUCGUCACGGUGGCUUCCGAUGACAUGGUGACGCUGGCCACCGAGGCGCUGGCCGCCACCGCUGUCACGCAGCUCACGGGAGGCACAGAAACCCAAUACCAGUCCGCCUGCUGA
Messenger RNA from Aptenodytes forsteri (emperor penguin), 2664 nucleotides. It is a transcript of the gene ZBTB17, whose product is annotated as zinc finger and BTB domain containing 17. The coding region runs from base 394 to 2664 and encodes 756 amino acids. Gene Ontology annotation, molecular function: protein binding; DNA-binding transcription factor activity, RNA polymerase II-specific; RNA polymerase II cis-regulatory region sequence-specific DNA binding. Lineage: Eukaryota; Metazoa; Chordata; Aves; Sphenisciformes; Spheniscidae. Gene Ontology annotation, biological process: regulation of transcription by RNA polymerase II. Gene Ontology annotation, cellular component: nucleus. The record is from RefSeq and is a predicted model, not a curated record. The transcript is spliced from 17 exons.